Molecule: messenger RNA, 1579 nt
Organism: Osmerus eperlanus (European smelt)
Lineage: Eukaryota; Metazoa; Chordata; Actinopteri; Osmeriformes; Osmeridae
Exons: 8
Coding region: 353-1579 (408 amino acids)
Biological process (GO): response to bacterium
Source: RefSeq, a predicted model, not a curated record
GGGCCAUGAAACAUUUGCACGAUUCAGAAAAGACAAAAAACAAAUCUAAAACCGAUUCAUAACAAUUGUGAUCAGCAAAACAAUAUAGGCUAGCUCAAAUACUUUUUACACUGUCCGAUGUCACGGUAGCCUACUGUAUGUGAAAAAAAUACAUUUUUUUUUCAAUAUCAUAUUUUUGUCAGCUACAAUACGAAUCUUUUAUCAGUUCUACUAUUUUUAUUUAAAUAAGGUGGGAAUAUGCCACUGCCACUACACAAUUUGCCAUCAAAUGUGAUAGAAACUGGCCAGUACAAUUUAAAAGAAUUGUGUUUAAUAUGAUCAUUGUGUUAUUAGUUGAUUCCUUUUUAAAUGAAUGAUUUCUUGUUUUCUUGAUUUGCUCUCACUUGUCACAAAUGCAUCUGACAAUUUUAAUUCAAAAGUAGAAGGACAGACUUUUAACCUGCAUAUUAAUCAAACGAAACUGAGUGAUACUGCCAUGUACGAUUGUGUGAAAGUUUAUCAGCAGAAAAUUGUUAAAUUUAACACAUCGAUUUUGUUGAGGAUUGGAGAUAAAUAUAGCAUUAAAGAUCUGAUUCAAAGUGAAGAUGUUCACCAACAUAUUCCUUUGACCACAGCUGAACCCGGUGGAACUGUAACACUGCAGUGUGUGAUAUCAGAAGAAGAUCAAAUGCUAUACUGGUACAAGCAAUCUCUUGGACAUAUGCUCCAAUGUUUAUUGGCUGAAUCUCCAAGUAAACAGCAUUCAAAUGUUUUGGGAGAUCAUCUGUGUUUCUCUGCAAAAAUGGUUAAUGGGAAUUAUGUUCUAAAAAUCCCAAAUAUAACCAAUUCAGAAGAGGGAAUCUACUUCUGUGGAGCGGGAACGGCAUAUGGGAUUAAUUUGAGAAACAGCACCUUUGUGACUGUAAGGGGUAUGUCACUACCAAUAGUGUUGCAGCAGCCAGAGUCUGAGCUAGUCCAUCCAGGAGACUCUGUGACUCUGCAGUGUUCAGUCCUCUCUGAGUCCUGUACAGGACAACACAGUGUGUUCUGGUUCAGAGCCGGGGCAGGAGAAUCCCAUCCAGGACUCCUUUACACCCAAGGAGACAGGAGUGAAGAGUGUGAGAAGAGACCUGAGACUCCCUCUCCUACACGGAGCUGUGUCUACAGCCUCUCCAAGAACAACCUCAGCUCCUCUGAUUCUGGGACUUACUACUGUGCAGUGGCCACAUGUGGAGAGAUACUGUUUGGCAAUGGAACAAGACUGGAUGUUAAAGAACCAGCAGUGGAUCUCAUAGUUAUCGUCCUGGGGGUGUCUUUAGCUGUGUGUGUUGUGUUGAACAUUAUCCUCAUCUGUACCAGAAAAACACGGACAGUGUGUGAAAAUUGUAAAGUGAGUGCUGCCUGUCACGGACAUGACAAGACAACUGGACAACAGUCAAGUGGUCAGGAAGGUGAAGACUUGAACUAUGCUGCUCUGCAGUUCUCUGAGAUGAAAGGUAAAAGAGGAAGAAGGAAGAGAGAGACCCCACAGGAGAGUGUGUACUCUGAUGUGAGGGGUUCUGACUGGGAGGGAAGUGGUCAACAGAAAAUCAGUUUGUAA